CAUGCGUGUACAUACAUACAUAUGGCACAGUGGAUACGUGGGAUAAUCAAAUAAUGUAGCUCGAGUCUCGACGUUCGUGCGAUUUUUCCCCGAUUUUAUCCUUAUCGGAGGUGUUCUCGCUCGCGAGAGGAUCCGCACGGCGGAAGGAGGAGAGGCGGGUUUCCGGUAUCACUAUGUCCCCCGUGCCGCACCGUCCCGCCGUAGUCCGGAUUCCUCGUGUUCGCGCCACCGUUCUCGACGGCCCGUGUCCACGUAAACAGCGCGCGCGACCGAUCCCGGCCCCGACCGUCGCGGACGGACUCUGAUUUCGCUCGGCGCUUUAUCGCGCGCGCCUUAUCGCCCGACCGCCGCUUCCGACAGCCAACGCGCAGCCAGGAUGUUCAAGAAAUUCAAGGACAAGCUCGCGGAGGAGAUGAAGCAGUCGCCCGCGAGGCUGCAGGCGAGCGUGCAACAACUGGCGCAGGCGGUGGUGUCGCCGGCCCUGUCCAACAGCUCCAUUCAGGAAGUGUCAGCGUCGAAUGACAAUUUCAGUUUGACGGAGGAUGGAGACGAAACGCCAAAGAACACUCCGGCGAAGCACAGCUUUCAAAAUGUUGACCUGAUAUCGCCGUCGCAGAAUCGCGCGGAGGUCUCGAGAAGGUCCUCGGUGAGCAGCGUCACCAGCGACGCGUCCUCGUUGUUUCCAAUGUACGAGAGUCCCUCAAAUUUAUAUCACUUACAGUCGGACAUGGAUCAGUCGGCUAGCGAAGUGGACGACAACAUCAGUCCUCAUCUCGAUAGAGUUACCAAGGAUCAGUUGUACUCCGCCUAUCGAAAGGUACAGACCAAGUAUCACAAGUAUCGCGGUAGAUAUACGGAUCUAGCCACGCACUAUCGCGAAUUGGACAGAGUGAAAGCCAGGCUGGAGUCCGUGUUGGUUGAAACGCAAGACAAGGUUCUAAGAAGAAUAGCCGACCUAAAGGAGCAAUGUCAAUUAGAGCAACAAGCGAAGGCACACUUGGAGGACGUGCUGAGGAACGAUAUAGAAGAGAAGGAUCACAUUAUAAAUACGUUAAAUACAAAGAUAAGAUUGUUGCAAACAAGCGGACCAACGUUAGACAAUUCAGUGUCGGAAGACGCUCAACAAAAGGAGAGUUCUAAAGGAAACCUAAUCGAUUUGACGAACGAGCCGUCUAGCGACGAGAGUAACGCGCUGUCGAUAGAAAAUACUCAGUUGAAGGAUAAAUUGAAAAAGCUGGAGAGCCUCGUUUUGAAGUACAAGGAAUCCUUGAAGCGUAACAAGGAGAAAUUUACGGAAGUGAUGAAGGAGAAGAACACCCUGGAGAACGAUCAUGAGGCGCUAAAGAAUUCCACUGCCGAGAGGAUAAGCGCGACGGAGGGCGAAUUGAGUGCGGCGCGUAUCGAGAUCGAAAAACUGACCGAACAAGUAGACACUUUGCACAAACGUGAAGAGGAAGUGGCGAUUUCAUUAGCCGAGAAUAAACUUUCCGUGCACAGGGAACUCGAGGAGAAAGAGGAGCAAAUCAAGCAGCUACGAAUCGAUCUGAAGCACGUAACGGAAGAUAAAGAGAAUUUGAACGAGGCAAUAGCGAGAUACAAGACCGAAUUGAGUGAAUUCAAAUCCCAGCGCGCUGAUUCGAGUAUAGCUGCGGAGAAAGGCGCGAUAGCGCACGACACGUCAAAAAAGAAGACCGAAGCAGCGAGAUCUACGCGACAAGCGGGAAUAAAACGUCACGAGGAAGUCGAUCACGGUAAGGAAGCGAGGACGGAGGACGAGAAUAUACCGGAUGAAGCAACGCCUCGUUUAAAGGAAAAAGAAGCCGAGUUGCAGGAAUUGCGGCAUAAAUUGGAUGAAAUGGAAAAACAAAAUGUAGAAUAUAGACACGAUAGGGAGACAUUACAUAGCGAACUGCUUGCUUGGAAAGUCACACAUUCGGACCUGAAGACGGAGUACGACGCGUAUAAAAUUGUCGCGGAAGAGAAACGGAAAGACGCCGACUCGACGAUUGAGAAGCUCCAAGCGACGGUACAAAGCGUCGACAAGGAAUUGGAGAACAUGAGAAACGCGUUGAUCGACAGGGAUCAAGUGUGCGAGAAUUAUAACAAGAAGAUGCAGCAGUACGCAGCCAUGCUCGAGAAAACCAAGUAUCAAUUGAUCGACCAGGAGGCAGAGAUAAAAUCUCUGAAUGAUAAAUUGGAGGAGCUUUCUGGGAUGCGAGAAGAAUUGGAAAGUAAAAAGGCCGAAUUAAACGCGAUGCGAAGUGAGUUCGAACUUUGCAAGUCUACGAUCGACGACCUUACGAAUAAGAUCCAGGCAGACAGUUCAGUUAUAAGUUUAUUGAAAAAGGAGAGAAGCGACUUGAUAAAUCGUCUUAUUUAUUACAACGAUUGUAUGCGGCGUUUAAAGCAGGACUGCAUGGACGUUAAAAGUGUCGUUGCGGAAGAGUUCUCAAAUCAGAAGACCAAAAUAUCGGACAUGAACGCGACUCUCGCCGUAUCUUUUGCGAAGCUCGAAGAAGAGAACGUGACACUCAAGUCCGAAGUGAACGAAUUGCGUUCGAAGGUAAAGGAUUUAGAACAGCUUACGUUGAACGAAGCAGGACUGCAGUCGGAACUAGCGCGAGUUACGGAUCACAGAUUCGCGCUAGAAGCAAAAUUGAGGGAGAGCAACGAACGAUUGGAAGAAAUGAUGCUGAAAAGUAACCAGUACGACGAGCUUAAUAGGAUGAAUGAAAAAUUAAUAGCCGAGAUCGAUAAUCUCUAUUUUAAUAAGUACGAUCUAGAAACGGCAUCGCACAAGUUGACGCAGUCGCAACAGGAAGUCAUGGUCCUGCGAGAACGAUUGAGGACGAUGGAGAAUCUCGAGUCUGCAAAUCACGCGUUGUCCGUCGAGAUUGAUGACUUAAGGGAGAAGCACGCGCAGGCCAGUCGCGUCUUUAAGGAAGUAGACGAGUUGAACGCGAAGUUACGCGAGGCGACCGAGGUCAUUAGCUCGUUAAAAUCGGAGGGCAGCGAUCACGACACGUUGCGAGAGGAGUUGCACGCCUUGAAAUCAGAAAUAGCUCGCUUAAAGGACGAUCUGGCUGAAAAAGAGAACGAGAUAAAGACUCGCGAUGGGAAGCUGGCGAGCGAGGAGGGGCACGUCGCGCAUUUGAAAUCUACGUGCGACAGUCAUAUACAGACAAUCGAGGAACACGUGAGGAAGUACCUGAACUUGGAGGCGGAGUACCAGGCGACGAGGGAGAGUCACGCGAAGGAAACUGUCGAAUUAAUGGAGAAUAACAAAGUAUUGCAGGAAACGGUGAACGUGAAGCUCGUGCAAUUGAAGAAGAUGAAAACUAUUAAAGAGCGGCAAAGUAAAACGAUCGAGGAAGUGAGAGCCGAGCUUGACGAAUCGAAGAUUCGGCAGGCAGAAUUGUCGAGCAUGUUGGGAACCUUCGAGAAGCAGAUGGAGUCGCUGAAGUUGGAAAAUUCUCAGAUCGCCCUGGAGAACAAAGAUCUGAAGGACAAGCAUAACGAUCUCUUGAGCCGUAAUCAGAAGUUUUGCGAAAACGACGAGGCUCUGAAGCAGAAAAUCGCAGAUUACGAGAAGGAGAUUGAAGAAUUACGAGGAGCGGUGAAGAAUUACGUGGAGUCGUAUAAGUCCCAGCUGAACAGUCAGAGCGAGGAGGUAGAACGCUUGAGCAACGAAUUGACGAUCGUUAACGCGCAGCUCGAACGUAAAGAUACGGAAAUGAAUUCGCUGGACGAGAGACGGGCGAUGAGCGAGAGAGAAUCGCAGGAGAUUAAAGGGAGACUUAACGAGCGGGAUACCGAGUUGAAGGAUAAAAUUUCCGAGUUGGAUACAGCGUUGACGAACGGCAACGUCAUGAAGAAGGAGAACGAGCGGCUUUGCGCAGAGUUGAAGUCGCUGAGGGAUGAAGUUAAAAGAAUUAAAGACAUCGAAGAUAAGAACGCGGAGUUGAAAUCAGAGCUUAGCAAUUCGAUCCAAAAGAAUUCUGACGCGGAGACAAUACGUUCGGAGAACAACGCGCUGAUUGCCGAGCGGAAAGCGUUAAAAGACAGAAUUGCCGAGUUGGAAAGUGUAAAUUCCGGUAACGUGGAGUUGCAAACUCAUGUAAAUAAUUUACAAUCUAAAAUAUCUAGUUUAGAGGCCCUACGGACGGAAAACGAUAGAUUGCAGUCGGAGAUCGAGACUUUGCAGUCCGCGAAGAAUUCGUCGACGGAGUUGGGCGCCUUGAAAGAUUUAUUGACGGCGAAAGACGCGGAGAUAAAAUUAUUGGAGGACAAAAUAUCCAACAUGUCGCAGGAGAUUGGGAAUUUGAGGCGGUUCUCUCUUGAAGUCGACGAAAGGAGAAGGGAUGCGGACACGCUGAGAAAUUCGCUCGCGCAAUCGGAGGAAAAGAUCGCUGGCCUGCAGUCGGAGAUUAAUUCUCUCGUUCGUACGAACGAUACAUUGCGAAAGCAAUUAGAGACAGUCCGUAACGACGGAGACGUGAAACUUGACGGCGACAAGUUACGCGAGGAGAAUAAAAGAUUGGAGGCGCAGCUCGACGAGACGUUGAUAACAUUCCAAGCGAAAGAGACGCAGAUGCAACUGGCAAAUAACGAGCUGAGGUCGCAAUCCAAUCAAUUGAGGGAACAGUUGAAGACCAGCGAGGAGGAACAAGGAAUGAGGCUGAAGCAGCUGGUCAAAGAGUUCCAAGCUCAGUUGCACGACAAGGAAGAGGAACUUCAAGCCGCGUUGGAGAAACGUUUCGAUCGCCAACACAACUACGAAUCGAAUCUUGUGCAACAGUACAAGGAGCAAUUAAAAGAUUUUCAAAUAGAGUUGACAGAGAAGUCCGAGCAGCUCGAGAGCCUCGUCCUGGAAAAAAAAGAUGUGGUAGCAGAGAAGGGAAAGGAUAUUGACCGCUUGAUGGAAACGAUCGCGCAGAUUAAGAAGGAACACGCUAACGAGAUAAAAGAAUUGGAGAAGAAGUGGAAGGCCAUAGUGCAGCAGAAAAUCGACAACCUGCAAGUUAAACAUGAGGAGGAAUUGAAUGAACUAACAAAAGAGUGGCAGAAUGAGAGAAAGCUUGAUCCACAAACUGACGCAGGUUCCAAGGAAUUAGAGAGCACUUCACGCGUGGCGAUGGCCGCGAUACAUACGAGCACUGGAUCGAUUCACACCCUGCAACAGACCCUGACUUCUCAAAGGCGGGAACUCGCAGAGCUUAGGAAACUCGUGAACUUGCGACAUGACACAUUGGAAGACUCGACGGAGAUCGAGUACCUCAGAAACAUUUUGUUCGAAUAUAUGAUGGGAAGAGAGACAAUGGUGCUUGCCAGAGUAAUCGCCGCCGUCGUCAAGUUCGAUCAGGAACAGACCGCGAAGGUACUUAAGAAGGAGGAGGAUAAGCUAACUCUGUUUGGCUCGCUUGGUCUCACAUAGUCCGAGAUGUACAACUUUCCUGUAUAGAAGAAUUCUAUAGAUAACUGACGCGUUUUUCUGCCCGAGUAUUCUAUGUUUCUACAGGCCGCUCGCGCGAGCUGUAUCUUCGGUUACAUAUAUAAAGAAGAAAACGAGAAUUUGUACAAAUUAGCUGAAAUAUGUAAUGUUUACAGAUUUUUAUAAAUAUUAAUUUAACAGAAUGUUAUCGUAUGUGAUAAGGCUUAUAUAAUAUAGAAAUAUAGAUAAUGUAUAAAGUAUGUCCUUAUCUGUGAUUUUCAUCGCAUAAAAGAUAAGAUAAUCAUCUAAACACGCGUUGGAAGUAUGUAUCUUCUACGAUGAACGCUUUUUACGUUAAGGAUGUGACAAUAGCUGCGGUUCACUUGACGCUACAAAUGCUUUGAAGCGUUCUUCCUCUCCUUCUUUCUUUAGUGAAAGAAAGGAGAAGAGGAAUGCUUCGAAGCAUUUGUAGCAUCAAGUGGACCGCAGCCAAUGUCUCGUAAGUACAACAGUCUAAAGACUAAUAUGCGUAAUUUGCAAUUAAUAAUAUAUAUUCGCAAUGAAUACUGUUUUUCAAAUAGUUUAUUAUAGAUAUCGCAUUUUAUCACCAACAAUCAGUAUCACUAACGUCUAGAAAUAUAUGUACAUUAAUCUAUACAUUAAA
Molecule: messenger RNA, 6095 nt
Organism: Temnothorax curvispinosus
Lineage: Eukaryota; Metazoa; Arthropoda; Insecta; Hymenoptera; Formicidae
Product: golgin subfamily A member 4-like
Exons: 8
Coding region: 377-5434 (1685 amino acids)
Biological process (GO): Golgi vesicle transport
Cellular component (GO): Golgi apparatus
Molecular function (GO): small GTPase binding
Source: RefSeq, a predicted model, not a curated record